CCGAGUUCAGUCGCGCCAUUCGGCCGUGGUUGUUCACGUGUCGGCCCCGUGUGCACAUUUUCCGUGUUCCGUGUUUCCGGCCCCCUCCCCCCAAGGGGAAGAAGGGAAAGAAAAAAAAGGGGAGGAGAGAGAGAGAGAGAGGAGAGAGGGGAGUGGAAAGGAAGUGGAUUCCCGCGUUCGAUGGUCCCGAUCGGAGAGGCCCGCCACGAUCGACGCAAGGAUGCCUAACGAGAACGCGCCAGUGUGCGGGUGCGGGGUGGUGGUCGAUCUGCCGAAAUCGCGAAAUGGCGCGCUGUCCUCGAGACGGCUCACGAUCAGAAUACCCAAGUCGAAGGGUGGGAAGUCGGACGGGCGGGCUGCCAAGAAGCAGCAGCAGCAGCAGCAGGACGACGCUCGUGGGAAGAGCAGAACUUCCGAAACGGGAAGUUGCAGCUCGGUGACGGAGCAAGCCAGACCGGUUACGAAAAGCAGCAAACACGAGAAGCGUUUGAAUCACUCGAGGAGGACCCGAAGCGCGGACAGGGCGGAGUCGCACUACACUUAUAUAGAGUCCGGCUCGAGCAUCCUUGGCGGUGGAAUAAGGGAGAACGCUAUACCGGAGGCGUUGUACGCCACCAUUCCAGACACGGCGAACGCGACCGCAAACGAAACCGGAAAUGGUCAAUUAAACGCGCAAAGCAGGCCGGUUUACGCCAUCCCCUCUAUGGUAUCGCCACCGCCCACCUACGACGUGGCCAUCUCGAAAACAUGGCAGACCGGUCUUCCGCCCACCUACGAGGAAUACUUGUGCCACAAGUACGCCAUGAUCUCUCGUUCCCAUACACCACCGCCGCCAUGGUCGGACUCCACCACGUCGACAGCCACGACGACACCAACCGCGCCCACAGUUCAAACUCGCCGCGAAUUGUUGGCAAGUCAACCAGAGCUGAGGGAAUACCUGGCGCAAUUGUCGCUCUCUCAGAACAACGACAGGCCGGCCGGCCAUCACCACCAUCACCACCACAACCAGGGAACCGUGCUCAGAGACAGCAGCUAUCUCUCGAAUCAGCAAGCCUCGAGGGAGCAAGCGAGGACGCAGCAACGUCCACGAGCCAUGCCUCCCAGAUCCCAGAGCGAGAGCCGCGUGCAACAGCAGAGAAUCGCGACCAUGUACGAGGACGGCGCGUUCUGCAUGGAAACGACCGCGCUGCAAUCGGCGUUCGAGAACGGGAUAGCCUUGUGCAGCCUGAUGUAAUCGGCAAGCCCACCGAUGUCCCAGGGAGGGGGAGGAAGGAUGAUCCCAGGAACGAAAUCUUUUUUUUUCCCCCCCUUUAUUCGAGGCCACCGUUCGAAGAAGAAGAAGAAUUUCAUCGUGGAUGCAACGAAGCGAAGCCCAAUGUCGAAGUUCUUCCCCCGACAAAUCCCUUUCGUAUCGAUCUCCCUUUCCUCUUAACCCCCUCUUCUUAUCUUCUUACCUCUAUCUUCAUCGAUGGAGAUGGAAUCGAAAAAGUUUGCGAACGAUUAAUUAAUUACUUCGUUCGCACAGAAGGAUCUGUGUGGGACGACCAGAGAGGGAUUUCGCCAAUUUUUCAAGCUAAUUUU
Messenger RNA from Apis dorsata (giant honeybee), 1581 nucleotides. RefSeq lists its product as uncharacterized. The transcript is spliced from 6 exons. The record is from RefSeq and is a predicted model, not a curated record. NCBI's taxonomy places the organism in Eukaryota, Metazoa, Arthropoda, Insecta, Hymenoptera, Apidae. The coding region runs from base 221 to 1234 and encodes 337 amino acids.